Messenger RNA from Cynoglossus semilaevis (tongue sole), 8968 nucleotides. It is a transcript of the gene unc79, whose product is annotated as unc-79 homolog, NALCN channel complex subunit. The transcript is spliced from 51 exons. The record is from RefSeq and is a predicted model, not a curated record. The coding region runs from base 512 to 8608 and encodes 2698 amino acids. Lineage: Eukaryota; Metazoa; Chordata; Actinopteri; Pleuronectiformes; Cynoglossidae. Gene Ontology annotation, molecular function: protein binding.
GCGCUAAGAAAACAGAAAUAAAAUGAUUUGUAUGUAGUUAUUGAAGAAACAACGCGGGUGCUGUGUUUUUGUUAGCUUUGGUAACGUGUCAAACGUACGACUGAUGGGUUUGUUGGCAUUUUUGAACGACAAUUUCUCAAAGCCGGACCAUUCCAUUUGGAAAGGUAUGUGGUGAGACGUGGUUUACACCAUUAUCCCUGACUAUCGAGGAGAAAUUAUUAUCCCAAAAAUAAAAAAAGGAGCAGAGUCACACGAAGGUUGUCGUGUUAAUUGCACUCAAAUCCUAAUAGAGAGAAAAACACCGCAGCGCAGCCUGAAAGCUCCACAGUGUGUUAACCCUGAGCUCAGAGUGGUACAAUCAAACCCAGCCUUGGCUGCGAGGAGACUCGAAUCACUUUUCACCACUGAGGCACAGGCACAGGCAACACCGGCGACAGAGGAGACGCAGGUUGAGAAAAGACACCAAAACAACUGACAGUCUGGGUUUUAUGUUUCCUCAAGUGUCGGCAAGAUGUCCACGAAGGCAGAGCAGUUUUCCUCCAAGAUACGAUACCUGCAGGAGUAUCACAACCGUGUGCAGCACAACAUUUACCCCGUGCCGUCGGGAACAGACAUCGCAAACACACUGAAGUACUUUUCCCAGACCCUGCUCAGCAUUCUGUCCCGCACAGGCAGGAAGGAGAACCAGGAAGCUUCCAAUUUGGCCGUGCCCAUGACCAUGUGUCUUUUUCCUGUGCCAUUCCCACUCACCCCAUCUCUAAGACCACAAGUCAGUUCCAUCAACCCUACAGUUACUCGCUCCCUCCUUUACAGCGUUCUGCGCGAUGCCCCGUCAGACCGCGGGGGGCAGGGGCAGCAGAGUCGGGACGCUCAGCUCUCAGAGUACCCCUCUCUGGACUAUCAGGGCCUCUAUGUGACCCUCGUGACCCUGCUUGACCUGGUGCCCCUGCUGCAGCACGGUCAGCAUGAUCUGGGACAGUCCAUAUUUUAUACCACCACGUGUCUCCUGCCCUUUCUCAGUGAUGACAUUCUCAGCACUUUGCCCUAUACUAUGAUCUCCACCUUAGCCACUUUCCCCCCAUUCCUUCACAAAGACAUCAUCGAAUACCUCAGCACGUCCUUCCUCCCCAUGGCCAUACUGGGCUCCACCCGGAGGGAUGGAGGAGUUCCAGCUUAUGUUAAUUUCUCAGCCUCCUCCAUGCUCAUGAUUGCAAUGCAGUACACGUCAAAUCCAGUUUAUCACUGUCAGCUGUUGGAGUGUCUGAUGAAGCACAAACAGGAAGUGUGGAAGGACCUUCUUUAUGUCAUAUCCUACGGACCCUCCCAAGUCAAGCCCCCUGCGGUGCAGAUGCUCUUUCAUUACUGGCCCAACCUGAAGCCCCCAGGAGCAAUCAGUGAAUACAGAGGGCUGCAGUACACCGCCUGGAAUCCCAUCCACUGUCAACAUAUUGAAUGCCACAAUGCCAUCAACAAACCUGCUGUCAAGAUGUGUAUAGAUCCCACGCUGUCCGUUGCCCUGGGAGACAAGCCCCCCCCUCUGUACAUCUGUGAGGAGUGCAGCCAGAGGAUCGCAGGAGACCAUGCUGAAUGGCUUGUUGAUGUCCUGCUGCCUCAAGCAGAGAUAUCAGCCAUUUGUCAGAAGAAGAACUGUAGCUCACACGUUAGAAGGGCUGUGGUCACCUGCUUCUCAGCCGGCUGCUGCGGGCGCCAUGGAAACCGGCCUGUCCGCUACUGCAAGCGUUGCCAUGUCAACCACCACAGCAGUGAGGUGGGGGCUGCAGCAGAGACCCAUCUCUACCAGACCUCGCCCCCUCCCAUCAACACACGGGAGUGUGGUGCUGAGGAACUGGUGUGCACCGUAGAAGCUGUUAUAAGUUUGCUCAAGGAGGCAGAAAUUCAUGCAGAACAGCGUGAGUUUGAGCUUAACAAGCGUCGUCAAAUGGGCCUGUCUGCCUCUCACCAUUCUCUGGACAACAUCGAGUUUGACAACAAGGAGGACGACCAGCACGACCAGCGUCUGCUCAGUCAAUUUGGCAUCUGGUUCCUGGUGAGCCUGUGUACCCCCAAUGAGAACACGCCCACUGAGAGCCUGGCCCGGCUGGUUAGCAUGGUCUUCCAAUGGUUCCACUCCACCGCCUACAUGAUGGAUGAUGAAGUUGGAAGCCUGGUGGAAAAACUGAAGCCUCAAUUUGUCACCAAGUGGCUAAAGACAGUGUGCGACGUGCGCUUCGACGUUAUGGUCAUGUGUCUGCUGCCCAAACCUGCUGAAUUUGCCCGGGUGGGAGGCUACUGGGACAAGUCGUGCAGCACGGUGACCCAGCUGAAGGAGGGUCUGAACCGCAUCCUCUGUCUGAUACCUUACAACAUCAUCAGUCAACCACUGUGGGAAUGCUUCAUGCCUGAGUGGCUGGAGUCCAUUCGCACUGAGGUUCCAGACCAUCAACUUAAAGAGUUCAGAGAAGUACUCAGCAAAAUGUUUGAUAUUGAGCUGUGUCCCCUGCCCUUCUCCAUGGAGGAAAUGUUUGGCUUCAUCAGCUGCAGAUUCUCUGGAUAUCCGGCGUCUGUGCAAGAGCAGGCUCUGCUGUGGCUCCAUGUGUUGUCAGAGCUGGACAUCGUGGUGCCGCUUCAGCUCCUGAUUGCGAUGUUUUCCGAUGGAGUAAACUCUUUAAAAGAACUGGCCAAUCAGAGGAAGGCACGGUCUUCUGAUAUUAGCGGAAACUCCGGGGCUCGAAGGGUCAGUGUGGUGUCAGAUCCAGGGCGUCGUGGGCAUCACAACACCCUCAGCCCAUUCCCCAGCCCCUUUAGAAGCCCCUUCCACAGCCCGCUGCGCUGCAGCCCCUUCAAAAACCUGGGUCACGCUGCUGGACACUGUGCCCUGGAUCUGGACUGUGAUGACGAUGACAUGAACCUUGGUUGUUUUAUUCUCAUGUUUGACCUCAUCCUAAAGCAGAUGGAGCUCCAGGACGACGGCGUGAUGCUGGGUUUAGACAGCGGACUAGGAAAGGAUAUCGUGGGCAUUAUCAACAAUGUUUUCCAGGCUCCAUGGGGGGGCUCACACACAUGCCAGAAGGAUGAGAAGGCGCUGGAGUGCAGCCUGUGUCAGUCAAGCAUUCUGUGCUUCCAGUUGGGAUGUGAACUUCUGGAGAGGCUGACCCCCCGGGAGGAGAUACGCCUGGUGGAGCCUACAGAUAGUUUGGAGGAAACGUUGCUCUUACCUCAGUCAGAUUUCUCCAUUGCGACGGAGAACGCAAACGAGGACAGAGACAAUCCUGGUGGUGUGAACACCGACAACACCAGCAACUAUUCUCCUGAUGAUGCACCCAUGAAGAAUAACUCCGAUAAGAAGUUCUCCUACCAGCAGCUGCCCGUGUCUUUGAAGCUCAUUUACACAGUCCUUCAAGAAAUGUCCAAGUUCGAGGAGCCGGACAUCUUGUUUAACAUGCUGAACUGUCUGAAGAUCUUGUGUCUCCAUGGAGAGUGUUUGUACCUCGCCAGCAAGGAUCACCCCCAGUUUUUGGCCUACGUCCAGGAGAAGAUGCUUAUCCCGUGUCUGUGGUCCAUGCUGAAGUCAGAGUUUUGCCAGUUGGCCUCUCUGGCCGUGCCUCUGCUCCUGCACGCCCUCUCUCUUUCCCACGGAGCCGACAUCUUCUGGAACCACAUCAGCUUAAAUUUUAACAGCAAGGACUGGAAGAUACGAUUUGAAGCUGUCGAGAAGGUCGCCGUGCUGUGCAGGUUCCUGGACAUCGGCGCUGUGACGAAAAACCACCUGCUGAAAUAUUCAUUGGCUCAUGCUUUCUGCUGCUUCCUGACAUCUGUGGAGGACGUCAACCCAGCUGUGGCCACUCGAGCCAGACUGCUCCUGGACACCAUCAAGAGGCCGUCACUGCAGGGCCUGUGUCUGUGCCUGGACUUCCAGUUUGACACUGUUGUGCGUGAUCGACCAAUCAUCCUGAGUAAACUCCUGCUGCUGCACUUCCUCAAGAAAGACAUUCCUGCCCUGAGCUGGGAAUUUUUCGUCAACCGCUUUGAAACUUUAUCUCUGGAGGCCCAGCUACAUCUGGACUGCAACAAGGAGUUCCCCUUUCCCACAACCAUCACGGCCGUACGGACUAACGUAGCCAACCUCAGUGAUGCGGCGAUGUGGAAGAUACGAAGAGCUCGUUUCGCCCGGAAUCGUCAGAAGAGUGUACGUUCACUGCGUGACAGUGUGAAAGGAGACCUGGCCGAAUCAAAAAGAGCAUUUUCACUUCCAGAGUCACAGUCACAGAGCAACAGACUUCCUCUCAGGCUUAUCAGGCAAGAACAGUCGGCACCGACGCUGGGAGAUAUGAUAGAAAAAGUCCUGCCAGGCCAUACGCCGUCUCCUGAGGACGACUCCAUCAUCAGAGACCUCCUCCCUGAGGAUGUUGGCAUCGAUCACCAGACGGUCCACCAGCUGAUCAUGGUGCUCAUGAAGUUUAUGGCCAAAGAUCAAAGCAGCGCUGAGGCUGACAUCGGCAGUGCCAAGGCCUUCAAUACUGUGAAGCGUCAUCUGUACGUGCUGCUGGGCUACGACCAACAGGAGGGCUGCUUCAUGAUCGCCCCUCAGAAGAUGCGGACCUCCACCUGCUUCAAUGCCUUCAUUGCUGGAAUUGCACAAGUGAUGGACUACAACAUUGGUUUGGGAAAGCAGCUGCUCCCUCUUGUGGUGCAGGUGUUGAAGUACUGCACGUGUCCACAGCUAAGACACUAUUUCCAGCAGCCGCCACGUUGCUCUCUCUGGGCUCUGAAACCACACAUCAGACAGAUGUGGCUCAAGGCGUUGCUAGUCAUCCUGUAUAAGUACCCUUACAGAGACAUGGACGGCAGUAAAGUUGUCCUCCAUCUGAUCCACAUCACUAUCAACACACUCAACGCCCAGUAUCACAGCUGUCGCCCUCAUGCCACAGCGGGACCUCUUUACAGCGACAACUCCAACAUGAGCCGCUACAGUGAGAAGGAGAAAGAAGAGGACAGCGUCUUUGAUGAGUCUGACGUCCAUGACACUCCGACUGGCGCAGCUAACAAGGAGUCGCAGACCUUCUUUGCCCGCUUGAAGAGGAUUGGCGGCAGCAAGUCUGUGAAGUACCAGCCAGUGGAGUUGAAUGCCAAAAAAAGUGACAUUGAGCUGUCAGAGUACCGUGAAGCCAGCGCCCUACAGGACAGCAUCCUGCACUGUGUGAGGGAGGAGAGCACCAGGAAGAAGAGGCUGCAGGCCAUGCACAAGCAGAAGUCUCUGGAUAUUUCCAACACAGACUCCAUUCUUUUCAACCUGGAUGAGCACAGGCGAAAGUCGUGCAUCGACCGCUGUGACAUGCAGGUCCCACCUGUGGUCUUGCCCCCAUCGUCAUCCACAUCCCACAGCAGGCGUCGUGGGAAAGGAUCUUUCGAUGGCUCGUUUGUCCGGGUGGAGGCCGGUGACCCCGCAGACCGAAGAGGCUCCCGAGGCGGCCAUUCUGAUAUUUCCAAACCUGUCAUCCCAGAAGUCCGUCUUAGCUGCAUGACAUUUGACGACAAACUGGACCAAAGCUCUCUGGGAGGAUCGGCUCAGGGAAAGGAGGACCAGGACCUCAUUGACCUUUCUUCUGACUGUACAUCGAUUCCAGAGAAGCACUCGCUGCUGUCGAUGUCAGACACUGACUCAUUAGUCUUUGAACCGCUACCUCCUUUAAGAAUCAUCGAAAGUGAUGAAGAGUUCGAUUUUAGCGCCAUCUUGAACAAGUUCAAUGGCAGUCCAAAGGUGUCCACUUCUCCUGCCAGCAGUAACACCCUUCGCCUGUCUCCGGUGGUCCAGGUGAGUGUGGAGGACUGUUCGAGUGGGAAGAAGACACCAGAAAACAGCUCAGAGAAGACACUUGUGCAAAACACGCCAACUGGCUUGACACCAAGUACCUCUCUGGAUCUUCCUGAUCGACAGGAAUAUAUCUGCCACGAGAGUCCAAUGACACUUAAGCAGAAAAGAGACCUUCUCAGAAAGACCCCUCAUGUCCCGGACACCUCAUUAGAUGAUGCGUCUGUGAUCCCUGAAGACGUCAGGACUGGGAUAGGACUUGGAAGCAGUCCCUCUGGUAGGACAAUUUUCUUAGACAUCCCUGAAGACAAAGCGGAGCCUCUUUCUUCACCAGAGAAAAGCAAGAGUAUUAGCAAUGAUGAGGAAGAAGAAGAUAGUGAUGAUGAAGAUGAUGAUGACAUGGGAGAUGGUGACGAUGCAGACAGUGACCCUAAACCUGAGAACGGGGAGGAAAAUGAUGAGGCAGAGUUUAAAAUCCAAAUAGUUCCCCGCCAAAGAAAACAGAGAAAGAUAGCUGUUAGCGCCAUCCAGAGGGAAUAUCUGGACAUCUCCUUCAACACUUUUGACAAGCUCAGUGGUGAGCCGACCGCAGAAGCAGAUCACAAAGUUCUGUCAACAUUGGAAAAGCCAAGAGAAUCGGCCUCAGCCCCAACGCUUGACGCUGGUAUUCCUGAAACAAGCCAUCGCUCUUCAUUAUCAACUCAGUACCGUCAGGUGAAGCGAGGCUCUCUGGGAGCUCUGACCAUGAGUCAGCUUAUGAAGAGACAGUUGGAGCAUCAGUCCAGCGCACCUCACAACAUCAGCACCUGGGAAACAGGUCCAACAAAAACCAGUCUGCUAUCUGCACCCAGUACAGUGAGCAUGUUUGUCCCUGCACCAGAGGAGUUCAUCGACGAGCAGCCAACCACCAUGUCAGACAGGUGUCGUGACUGUGCAGCUGUGCUGGAGGAAUAUGACGAGGAGACCCUGGGCCUGGCGGUGGUCGUCCUCUCCAUGUUCGUCCACCUCAGUCCUGACUUGGCUGCUCCCAUGCUUCUCGACAUAAUGCAGUCCGUGGGCAGGUUGGCAUCAAGUGGCAAUUUUUCCGGACAAGCUGAGAGCAUGUUGAUUCCAGGGAAUGUAGCAGGUGUAGCCAAACAGUUUCUGCGCUGCAUGUUCCACCAGCUGGCACCUAAUGGAAUCUUGCCCCAACUGUUCCAGAGUAACAUCAAAGAUGGAAGUUUCCUCCGAACACUGGCAUCGUCGCUGAUAGACUUCAACGAACUGAGCUCUGUUGCAGCUCUCAACAUGCUGCUGGAGGGAUUGAACAACAAAAAGAGUCUGCCAGCAGGGGGCACUAUGCUGCAUUGCCUGGACAACAUUGCCACGUUCAUGGAGGCUCUUCCCAUGGACUCUCCCAGCAACUUGUGGACAACCAUCUGCAACCAGUUCCAGACCUUCCUCACAAAACUGCCCUGUGUGCUUCCUCUGAAGUGCCACAUGGAUUCCAGUUUGAGGAUUAUCAUCUGCCUGCUGAAAAUCCCAACCACAAAUGCAACCCGGAGUCUCCUGGAACCGUUCUCUAAGUUGCUAAGCUUUGUGAUCCAGUAUGGCACCUUCAGUCUCUCCUACCUUGUAGAACUGUGUGGACUGUGUUACAAGGGCUUCAACAAGGAGAGAGAUAAGUUCUACAUGUCCCGCAUUGUGGUGUUGGAACUUCUGCAGGCGCUCAAGUUCAAGUCCCCUCUCCCCGACACAAACUUGUUACUGCUGGUCCAGUUUGUUUGUGCAGAUAUUGGAACACGUCUGGCUGAAUCCACCAUCAUUCAAAAGCACAUGAUCUCAUCCCUGCAGGGGUGCACAACUGCAGCGAUGGAAUGUAUGAGACAAUACAUAAGUGAGCUCUUGGACUUCAUCGCUGAUAUGCACACGCUGACCAAACUGAAGAGCCACAUGAAGGCUUGUUGUCAGCCGCUGCACGAGGACACUUUUGGGGGCAAUCUGAAAGUGGGACUGGCACAAGUGGCUGCCAUGGAGAUCAGCAAAGGCAAUCAUCGUGAUAACAAAGCCGUGGUUCGUUAUCUGCCCUGGCUUUAUCACCCUCCGUCCACCAUGCAGCAAGGGCCAAAAGAAUUCAUCGAGUGUGUUUCCCACAUCCGUCAACUGUCCUGGCUGCUGCUGGGCUCCCUGACUCACUGUGCCCUGCACCAGGGCUCUACCUCCUGCAUGCCCAUCCCUCUAGACGCCGGCUCCCACAUCGCUGAUCACCUUAUCGUCAUCCUCAUUGGUUUCCCAGAGCAGUCAAAGACCUCAGUGCUGCACAUGUGCUCCCUGUUCCACGCCUUCAUGUUUGCUCAACUCUGGACCAUCUACUGUGAGCAGGCAGCUGCUGCUCCAUCCCUGCAGAACCAGAACCAGACAGAGUUUUCCUCUGGUGCCAUCCUUACGGGUCUAGAGUUCUGGAGUCGGGUUACACCCAGUAUCCUGCAGCUCAUGGCCCACAAUAAAGUGAUGGUGGAGAUGGUGUGUCUCCAUGUCAUCAGUCUGAUGGAAGCUCUGCAGGAGUGCAACUCCACCAUAUUUGUCAAGUUGAUCCCUAUGUGGCUGCCCAUGAUUCAGUCAAACCUGAAGCAUUUGUCUGCUGGGCUGCAGCUGCGUCUCCAGGCCAUCCAGAACAGAGUGAACCACCAGUACCUGCAGGGCCAAACAUCUGGAGUUCCUCCAUUUGCUCUGCGCAAAUGGCUGCAGUGCACACAGUUCAAGAUGGCUCAGGUGGAGAUCCAGUCGUCUGAGGCCGCCUCGCAGUUCUAUCCCAUGUGAUCGUUCUGGCUCCUCGGGCCACGGAUCGACCCUGAGACUGAAAAGUUCUGAGACUGUAGUGUAAACCCAUGCUGUGUGGGAUUUAUUUAGCACUUUUGGUAAAAAAACAUAUAUGUAAAUAUACAGCAAAUCUAUGCUAUUUUAAAGUACGAACACUGGAAGCCCAUGAUUAGUCUGUGUCAGGUGCUGGACUGUUGUGUUCAGCAGAUUGAAAGAGUCGGUCGGUGAAUGGACGGAUUUCUAUAGACCUGCUGUAUGUUAGACAUAGUGAACGAAAGUAAGUGUGUGUUUAAACUUGUAACAGUCACUUUUUAAAUAAGCCUUGAAAGAAGGAGAAUAAAAGUGAGAGUUUUUCUAAAC